Messenger RNA from Drosophila erecta, 3774 nucleotides. RefSeq names its product KAT8 regulatory NSL complex subunit 3 (gene Rcd1). Gene Ontology annotation, biological process: positive regulation of transcription by RNA polymerase II. Gene Ontology annotation, cellular component: NSL complex. The record is from RefSeq and is a predicted model, not a curated record. Lineage: Eukaryota; Metazoa; Arthropoda; Insecta; Diptera; Drosophilidae. Bases 269 to 3604 code for a protein of 1111 amino acids. The transcript has 7 exons.
AGAUGUGGCAACGCCACUUAGGGCACGCCAUAUUUUGCAGGAACGAAAAUUCGCGUUGUGUACUGGCAAAUACUAAAAAAUCAAUAAGAAUUGCUGAUAAAAUUGUUUAAAAUCAGUGUGAAUCGCGAGUGACCUUUGAUUGGACCGUAGGCUAAGGGGUUGAUGCAUUCGCAGCUGUUUCUUAACGUCACAAGCGCGACAACGACGUAGAAAAGAAGAAGAACAUCAACUUCGGUUAGCCAGUUAAACGCAUUAUUAAUUAUUAACAAUGAAGGAACUGGCAAAUGCCAGCAAAAGUCAGUCGCAAGCCUCAGAGGUCAGAGGCUCGAUUAUAACCUACAGUCCCAGCAAAUUUCUGACUCGCGUUGGAGCAGGCAGAACGACAUACAGCACACAUACACACACAUCCGCAGCAACGUCGGCGCCGACGACCGCAACAAAAACAAACAAUUCACCAAUGGGCGGAUCCAGUGCCACUUAUUAUGUGGUAAAGGCCGGCUCCCUGGGCAGCGCUGCAUCCAUGUCGGGCUCCAUCAAAGUCAGUUCUCCACCAAAGGCGCCACCGAUGAUUAAGUCACCCGCCCUGGUCGUUACAUCGCCCUGCACGCCAACAGAGAGUUCCAGUACCAUUUCAGCGCCUAGUGAAUACUCAUUUAGCGAGAAAAUGGAGCACAGCUAUAUGCGAGAUACGCCAGUUCGCAGCGAUGUUCACAACGGCCUCACGCCCGCAAGGAACAUCCUGGUCCGUCAUCCCCCACAGUGUCCCAGUUGCCAUACAUAUCCGCAGCAGGAGGAACUGUCUGAGAUGCAGCAGGCACAUGUGCCGCCCUACGAUGAGAUAGCCGCCAAGGAGGCAAUGAAUGAAUGCGCUCGCAUUGCAAAAUACGUAAAGAACAACAAUUCAGAUGAACAAGAUUGGGUGGCGCGCGUUAAUAAAUUUAAUUGGACGCCCACGCAGGAGAUGGUUUUCGAAAAAGUUUGCUCAAUCCUGGACCAGGAUCAGUUGGCACGCUUGGCCAACGACAAACGCCAGCACGAACCUAUUCACCGUCGCAUAAGCUCGGACAAAUCCGCGGCCAGGUUUCGCAAACUUUUGGCCAGCGUGGCUUGGGAGUCACGCAUUACGCAGUGGAUUCAUGCUCUGCUCAUGGAGCACUUGUCUCCUUCGUAUAUGGCCUCCUAUCUGGAUAUUAUGCAGACGCUGAAGACCAAGUUGCCCACUUUAGUGGACAAGAUGCUGUUUGGAAGGCCGUUGAAUAAUAGUCAAGAGCUACUGGCACCGGUGAUGAAAAAACGCUGGGAACCAAAUAUCCUACACAAGGCUCGUCAGCUUACGCAUAACGCCAUCAUGGUGGUGCUGCCCACAAUGCCGACCAGUGGAACCACGUCAGACCGCAUGCAGAAAUGGUCCCAGUCAUUGGGCACUAUCACCCAGGUGGUUCAGAUUUCUCUGCCGAAUACAAACAACCGAAUUGGCAAUCAGAAUCUAGACCAGGUGUCCGAAACCAUUGUAUCGCUCACACGCGUCAAAAUCAACGAAUUGCGCACAGACAACCCCAGCCGUGGCAUCAUACUUGUUGGAUUUAAUGCUGGUGCUGCCUUGGCUCUACAGGUUGCUCUUUCGGAGAGUGUUGCCUGUGUGGUGUGCUUGGGAUUUGCUUACAACACAAUGCGUGGGCCACGAGGAACCCCCGAUGAUCGCAUGUUGGACAUAAAAGCGCCGAUACUAUUUGUCAUCGGUCAAAAUUCGGCACGCACAAGUCAGGAAGAAAUGGAAGGGUUGCGCGAACGAAUGCAGUCCGAAUCCUCGCUGGUGGUAGUGGGGAGUGCAGAUGAUGCACUGCGUGUUCCUAAGAGCAAGCGCCGAAUAGAAGGCGUUACACAGUCCAUGGUUGAUUAUAUGGUUGUCGAGGAAGUCUUUGAGUUUGUGAACAGAACGCUAAGCAAUCCACCUGGACCGCGCAUGCCCACAUCUUUAAUGCAUCAACAGGGCUACCAGCGACAGCAAAAGCAGUCAGGUCACAUCCUGGCCGAUGGAAACGCAAACAAAGCUGUUCAGCAGAUGCGUAAACGAAAGAUGGACGGUACUUUAGACGACUCAAUGGGCCAGCCGUCCAAAUCAAAGUUUGUCCCUCACAUUGGAAGACCCCGAACACGCCCCCUCCCCAAUGUCGGUGGCUCGGCACGCUCUGUUAGACAAAAAGGUGCACCUCAUCCAGACAAACCGAAACUGAGCAGUGAAGAACUAAACCAAUCCAUUGAAUUCAUACUAGAUGAUGCCCUGGACUAUGAAGAUGGCCAAACCACUGCAGUUGGAACAUCAGGCGUACCAAAGGUGAUAACUCCCGGUGUUUUGGGAAAGCAACUGCCGCCCGUUAAUCUCGCAGCUGGCACCAAGAUAAAGAUGAUCCCAUCCAGCCAGUUUGUACAAAUCAAAUCGCUACCGACACAGGGCAAACUCAUCAACUACACGUUAAACAAACCAAGUGCCGGGACAACCAGCACCGCCACCAUAGGCAGCAUUGUAAAGACCCUACCAGGCUCAUCCGCUGGUGGCCAGCAGAUCUUCACUCUAAAAACGCCGUCGGGACAAACGCAGCAGUUUGCAACAGCAGCCACAUCCACAGGUGCAGUUGGCUCAUCGACAUCAACAGGAACGGGACAACAAAAGUACUCAGUGUUCAAGAACGCCAACGGUAUGACCAUGUUGCAUCUUACCAAGAGCGUACCCACUACAGCUUCUGGCAGCGGCUCUGGGAAUAUGGACUUGUCCAACAUAAUCGAUAUGCCCAUCGUUUUUGCCGACAACGAAGGCAACAUCCCCGAUCAUCAACAGGCGGAUAAGGAUAUUAAGCCAGCCCCCAUUCGAAGUGCCAAUAAGAGCCCGCUGAUCAUCAGUCAGAAAAUCAUAAAGGAGGCUAAUAAACCCACAGGCAUGGUUGGCAGUGGAAGCAUUGGUGGUGUCAGCAAGACGGGAAAUAUUGUGCUUAACAAAGGCCUUCAGCAAUUGCUAACCCCUUCAACCGGCGGAACACUUGCCACUCAGAACAAAGUUGUAUAUCUUAACCGGAGUACAAUUAAACCAAUGGCAAAUAUGGUGCCUGGUGCUCAUCGUGUCCCAAUAAGGAUUGUGAGCAGCCCAAAGACAGGAGGAGCUGUGACGACUACAGCUUCCAGUAGUCCCAUUAUGGUUGAUCCAGCCACAGGAUCUCUGGUUACCAAGACCGUCAAUGUGCAGGCAAUCAAGUCUACUGGUUCUCUUUUGGCUCAAGGCACUAUCCGUCAAGCGGGCAACGUGGGCAGCAAGAGCUACCCCCAGUUCCAGAUGAUCAACACCGCUCCGGGAUCGUCCAAAACUGUUGCUGGAGACGGCAAGGCUUCUGUACGAAAUAUCUACUUUAAAUCCGCAACUGUCCUCAAGCCACUGCAGAUGCUGGGCAAUCGUAUACCGGGUGGCGCCGUUGUUUCGUCAUCCGUUGCAUCAACAUCUUCCGCAGCUUCUGGCGUGCGACGGGUGGUCAACAUUGGGCCCGUUUCCAAGGUGACGGCCACGUCGACAGCACCCUCUUCGACAGCUGCUACUUUUACUCAGAACAAAAUGUAGAGAUGGACAAUGUUUUAAUUUUGUGCCUGUUACAUUUUAGUAAUUUGAUGAUAGCUUUUGUAAAUAUGUUAAGCCAUUAAUUUAAUAAGUGAUUAAGGCGCCUUGAAUUACCCUCUUCCUUUGAUUGCAAGGAUUAUAAUUUCGUUCAAAUAAAGAACAAUGUAAAUCGA